This is a messenger RNA of Eptesicus fuscus (big brown bat), 1313 nucleotides long. It is a transcript of the gene LMAN2, whose product is annotated as lectin, mannose binding 2. NCBI's taxonomy places the organism in Eukaryota, Metazoa, Chordata, Mammalia, Chiroptera, Vespertilionidae. The transcript is spliced from 8 exons. The record is from RefSeq and is a predicted model, not a curated record. Gene Ontology annotation, cellular component: Golgi membrane; endoplasmic reticulum-Golgi intermediate compartment; COPII-coated ER to Golgi transport vesicle. Gene Ontology annotation, biological process: endoplasmic reticulum organization; Golgi organization; endoplasmic reticulum to Golgi vesicle-mediated transport. Gene Ontology annotation, molecular function: D-mannose binding. The coding region runs from base 101 to 1171 and encodes 356 amino acids.
CCUGGUGACACUAAGUUGGAAGGUUUCCGGCCGGAAGCUAUUCGAUGAGACACCCGGAAGGCGGAAGUCCUCGAGCGGAAGUGGCGGAGAGGAACGGAGAAUGGCGGCGGAAGGUUGGAUUUGGCGCAGGGGCUGGGGCCGGCGGUGCCCGGGGAGGCCUGGGCUUCCCGGCCCCGGCCCUGGCCCCAUGACACAUCUACUUCUUCUUCUGUUGCUGGGGCCGGUGGCUGCGGAUAUAACUGACGGCAACAGUGAACACCUCAAGCGGGAGCAUUCGCUUAUCAAGCCCUACCAAGGUGUCGGUUCCAGCUCCAUGCCCCUCUGGGACUUCCAAGGCAGCACUAUACUCACGAGCCAGUACGUGCGCCUGACUCCCGAUGAGCGCAGCAAAGAGGGCUCUAUCUGGAACCACCAGCCUUGCUUCCUCAAAGACUGGGAGAUGCAUGUCCACUUCAAAGUCCAUGGUGCUGGGAAGAAGAAUCUCCAUGGAGACGGCAUUGCCUUGUGGUACACUCGGGACCGCCUCGUGCAAGGGCCGGUGUUUGGAAGCAAAGACAACUUCCACGGUUUAGCCAUCUUCCUGGACACGUAUCCCAAUGAUGAGGCCACAGAGCGUGUGUUCCCGUACAUCUCGGUGAUGGUGAACAAUGGCUCCCUGUCCUACGACCAUAGUAAGGAUGGCCGCUGGACCGAGCUGGCAGGCUGCACGGCUGACUUCCGCAACCGUGAUCAUGACACCUUUCUGGCUGUACGCUAUUCCCGGGGCCGUCUGACGGUGAUGACUGACUUGGAGGACAAGAACCAGUGGAAGAAUUGCAUUGACAUCACGGGUGUGCGCCUCCCCACCGGCUACUACUUCGGAGCCUCUGCUGGCACUGGUGACCUAUCUGACAAUCACGACAUCAUCUCCAUGAAGCUGUUCCAGCUGAUGGUAGAGCACACCCCCGAGGAGGAGAACAUUGACUGGACCAAAAUUGAGCCCAGCGUCAAUUUCCUCAAGUCGCCUAAAGACAACGUGGAUGACCCGACGGGGAACUUCCGCAGCGGGCCCCUUACGGGGUGGCGGGUGUUCCUGUUGCUGCUGUGUGCGCUCCUGGGCAUCAUCGUGUGUGCUGUAGUGGGGGCCGUGGUGUUUCAGAAGCGGCAGGAGCGCAACAAGCGUUUCUACUGAGUGGCCAGCGCUCGGCUGGCGAGGGCCUGGCGUUGGCCCCUGCACUAAUGUGAACUUUUUUUUUUACUGGGAUUGUAAAAGAAAAACAAGAUGACCUUAUUUCUUAACAGUUUAAAAGAAAUAAUUAAAGUAUUUUCAUACA